This is a messenger RNA of Panicum virgatum (switchgrass), 2668 nucleotides long. RefSeq names its product proline-rich protein 36-like. The transcript is spliced from 2 exons. The coding region runs from base 543 to 2423 and encodes 626 amino acids. The record is from RefSeq and is a predicted model, not a curated record. Lineage: Eukaryota; Viridiplantae; Streptophyta; Magnoliopsida; Poales; Poaceae.
UUCUUGUUUCCUUCCAAUUUAUUAUGUUUAACUUUUUCUCAGUCUCAGUAUGUGCAGACAACCUUUUGUGUUUCUAAUAUCUGAACUUAUGACACCAUGCAACUCAACAUUCAGUAUGGUUGCCUCAAACUUAGACUCCUUAAUGUUGUUCUUAUUUGAACUUAGACACCUUGAAAUUGUUAUGGCAAGUGGAGCCAGUCCAGGGCCCACGCGGUACUGUACCGGGUGAACAGUACCGGGUGAACAGUGCCGGGAAUAAGGAUUAGUUGGGUUUGUUAGGAAAGAGAUAAGUUAGAUUGAUUCGGUUAGGAUAUUGCUUAGGGGUCAAGUCAGUUGUCUCUAUAAUCAUGUAUCAGUUAGAGCCAAGCAAGAAGAACCCUAAAAGUAGUCAGAGCCUCCAAAGGGAGGGCGAUGAACAGGUUCUUCGUGCUAUCCCUAGAUCUACCAUAACAUUUGGUAUUCAGAGCCUUUGUUCCUACGACUUUGCUUCCGCCGCCGCCGCAAAAAUCCCACCCUAGAUUGCAUCUACACUUCCACCAUCAAUGGCAGCAACCACGGGAGUUCACAAGUUCCGCAUCCCAGCAUUUGAUGGCAGUACUGAUCCAUUGCAGUGGCUGCACCAAUGCAACAGGUGCUUCGUCGCAUGGGAGACAGUAGAAGAUGAGAAGGUAUGGAUUGCUUCUUUCAAAUUGAAGGGCAGCACAUAUCAGUGGUACUGCUGGGUGGAGAGGAACAUUGGUGUUCCUUCGUGGGCAGGAUUUGUUGCCGCCAUCAACCGCAAGUUUGCGCCGGCCGCCGAACCAAUGACAUCAGAACGGCCUGCGACUGCAUCUUCCACCAUCGCCGAGAUCUUCGCCAAGCUCGACUCCAUUGGCGCAUCCUCACCGGCACCCACCGCGGCCACUACGACAGGGGUGGCUGCCGCUGCAUCACCCCCGACACCGACGCCUCCCACACCAGUACCGCCUGUUGACCUGCUGGUGUCAUCUACUCCACCGCCGCAGGCGACGCCAGCGACUCCGCCGGCGCCUUCCCCUCCGCCGUCAUCUUUGUCCCCUUCGGUGGUGCCUCCGCCAUCCACGCCGCACGCCGUGCCCCGCGGGGUCACGGCACCCACAUCUGCGCCACGCGCGGCCUCACUUCCGGGUUACGCCGCGCCACGCACGGUUUCGUCUUCGUCGACCCCUGCACCACGGACGCUGUUACCGCCGUCCCCCGCUGCUCCACCGGUGGUGCCAGGAGCUCCGCCGACGUCUCCGACGCCGCAGCCACCAGUGACACCGGCUGCGCCGGCCGGCGUCGUCGAUCCGCUCGGGGAGCAGCAGCCCCUGCCAGUCAAGGAUCCGUCGCCGACGGCCCGUCACCGCCUAUCGAGGCCGCCCUCGUCGGCACGGAUCUUUGCCGGCGGCAUCUCCGGCCGUUAUGGAUCCGGUUGCCCCGUCCGUCGCGGUGUCGUCCGCGCUCCUCCUCGGGCCGUCUGUCGCGGCUUCCGUCCUCCAUCGCGGUGGAUCCAUCUCCGCCCGCCGCCCCUCAUCCGCGGCUGCCCGCCCUGUCCGCCCGCCUGCGCGCCGUCCGCGCUCCUCCGUCAUUGGCGACCUGGACGCUGUCCGCGUGUGCCUUCGCCCAAACGCGGCCGCCCACGCGCUCGCGCGCUCCUUCGGGCGUCCACGGCCGUCCAUCCACCUACUGCCGCCCAUCGGAGGUUCUCCAGCGCCACGAGCGGCCUUGGUUUUGGCGUUUCCAUCGCCUGCCAUGGCCCCGACGACCCAGUCCGCGCUAGCGCCUGCGGCCGUGCCCGCUGCGGCGAGCGCGGCCCUGUCUUCAGCUUCCGCGGGCGCGCCUCCUCGCUGCUGGCUAUGGCACCUCACUUGAUCCCUUUGUCGCCCGCGUCGGCAUCCUUCCCGGGCAUUCAGCACGCCUGGGCCACAGACGCUUCGCCGUCUCCACCAGGUCUGAACGGGCUUGGCCGCAACAGCGUCAACGGCAGGACACUGCUGUACAUGGCCUUCUACUCCCUCGCGUCUGGCUCACGUUCAAGAGCACGCCCGCCGGCGUCAGGGCCACCCUCGGCUCCUUCCGCUUCGGGCCUGGCUUCGGCAUCGACGGCGACCUCCUACCGCAUCUACGGCAAGGCCGAUGACGACUUUGCCAUCAGCGUUCGCGAAGGCGUCCUCUGCUUCCUGGACACCUUGGUGAUGUCUGACGCCGAUGAAGCGCUCGAGCACAUGCUGGUGAAGGAGAACAUGGGCCACAGGUGGCCUGAACAGCAACCUCGACAUCAUCUUCGCCGUGACAUCCCCUCUGCUUCUCUGCUGCAGCUACCACCACCCACCACAGCUCGAGGACAAGCUGUCUUGGAAGGGUGGAGUAGUGUUAUGGCAAGUGGAGCCGGUCUAGGGCCCACAUGGUACUGUACCGCGUGAACAGUGCCGGGAAUAAGGAUUAGUUGGGUUUGUUAGGCAACAGAUAAGUUAGAUUGAUUCGGUUAGGAUACUGCUUAGGGAUCAAGUCAGUUGUCUCUAUAAAAGAGACUAUCAUGUAUCAGUUAGAGACAAGCAAGAAGAACCCUAAAAGUAGUCAGAGCCUCCAAAGGGAGGGCGACGAACAGGUUCUUCGUGCUAUCCCUAGAUCUACCAUAACAGAAAUGCAUUCCCCUUAUUCUGGAUUC